AUGGACCGACACUAUUCAACCCUGGAGCUCGUCAGACAUCAUGAGGCUGCUGGAGCUCCAGAACUCGUAAAACACGAUGAGACUGCUAAUGCUCCAGAACGUGACCACGAUGCGACAGCCUUUGAGCUCGAUGCAGGCGCUUUGGCGCCUCAGGCUGUACCUGAUACAACACCACAAGUGUUCUACGAUACCUCAUUUCCUGAAGCCCACAUCGAGGAGUCUACUAAGGAGCGCACUCCCAGCCAUCAUAUCACCAAGCCUGUGCUCAAGUGGCCAGUUGUAGUGGUGGCCCCGCUGGCGUCGCCAAAUCUUAACAUCACACCUACUAUACAACUCAUACUGAAUGAUACCUCUUUGGCAGCUUUUUCUCUCGCCAAUGGCGAUCGGCAAUUAUUUUUCCAGGACAAUACUGGUCUCAUCAGACGUGCGAUUCGUACUGCAUCAAACAGCCAAUGGAACACGAGCUCAAAUCUGGGCGUCGACUGGGCAUCAGACGCGAAGAACCGCACGCCGCUGGCAGUCACUGUCACUGACCCCUUGAACGACUCGGAGACGCAGGUUACGGUAUACUACGUCUCAGAAAAUUAUUUUUUGAGUGGAACGUUAUUUGAUGGUUUAGGUUGGACUCAAGAUCCAACAUUGGGAAACUACAGCACCGCGGUAGAUACGCGGUCACUGUCCACUACCACGAUAAGAAGCGGAUCAUCUGAUACAAAUGCUACCACAAACUCAGCUCUUCUAUAUUAUGAGAAUGCGGAUGGCAAAGUUGCAGCGCUGUUGCAGCGUAUAACAGACACAGUUAAUCAGGAUGGGCAGUUUGGGCGGUCCACUCAAUGGGUCGACAUCACCAGUCAACAAAGCAAAUCUCUACCGAAUGAAUUCCGUAACGUUCCUGAUUCCGAAUACAGCAAUACCUUGUAUGAGUCAGUCAAAAAGUCAGUCAUCAAUGCUACAUUCAGCACUCCCUUCACUAGUGGAGCAAACUUCUUUGGAUGUACCAUAGGAGCGCUGUUCUACUCGCCGCCUGCCGCUUCGCUAGUAAAUGGCGGACGUGUCGUCUCUAGCGCCGCUAUUCUGUCGAGUCUUUACACGAUCGGCCCCAACGGCCCCGGGAAUUUCAGCGAAGGUAAUGAUGAUGAUUGGAACGACACACAAGAUUAUACUUCGAUCCACCAGUCAGAUGUUGCAGUGUUUGGCUCGUACUUUGGUAUCUGGAUCAACGGCACGCAGCCAGCGAUAAUUGAUAUCGCGAAUGGCAAUUCAGACAUACUUGUAGAUGGAAUGCCAGUCAACGGGUUUCCUUUCGCACCAAACAACGCGUUUCCUUUCGCAAGGCUUGCUAGUGUAACCUCGGCUGACCAAUCGACCACUUUCCUAUACCAUCAAAUGAACGGCACGACGUUUGCUGAGGAGCAGUGGGACGCCUCAUUGAAUGCUUGGAUUCCCACGGAGUAUAUAACUGUAUCGGAUCAUUAG
Messenger RNA from Letharia lupina, 1476 nucleotides. RefSeq lists its product as uncharacterized. Bases 1 to 1476 code for a protein of 491 amino acids. The record is from RefSeq and is a predicted model, not a curated record. Lineage: Eukaryota; Fungi; Ascomycota; Lecanoromycetes; Lecanorales; Parmeliaceae. The transcript has 4 exons.